Messenger RNA from Wasmannia auropunctata (little fire ant), 2089 nucleotides. RefSeq names its product nucleoporin NUP2-like. Lineage: Eukaryota; Metazoa; Arthropoda; Insecta; Hymenoptera; Formicidae. The transcript has 16 exons. The record is from RefSeq and is a predicted model, not a curated record. Gene Ontology annotation, cellular component: cytoskeleton. Bases 210 to 1865 code for a protein of 551 amino acids.
UCAUAAGUCGACGCGUCUCAGGUGCGCACCGGUGUGUUCAGCACGAACUGUUAAAAACAUCUCAUACAAUCGGUGGCAAUCGAGCCAGUGUAAUCAAUUUGCAGGAGAAUUGUUAUCAGCUAUUCUCACCUCACUGAGAAUAUCUUGUCUUAUUUGAAGACUUUUUAUUGGUAUCGAAAAAUAAAGAAAUAAAUACUCCUUUGAGCAAUAUGGUUGGAAUGACACAAAGACCCUGGACGCCUACGAAAAGACGAGGUCCGAUUGCCGCCGAAUAUAGCAGCCCGGGACCGGCAUGUGUAACUUUACCAUCGUUAAUAGGAAAAACAGUUACAGAUUCUAAACGAGGAAGGGCACCAGCAUUCUCCUUCGGCAGCAGACAUGCAGCGAAAAGCAAUAGCGCUGGACCUGGUCCUGGGCAAUAUAAUAUCUCUGGACUUAGCGCAAAAGGAAGGGAUGCCGCACCUGCUUUGUCGCUAUACGGUCGAACGAAAUCGACGAAACCGGAAAUUACACCAGCACCGGGCGAUUACAAUCCACAAAAGGCGCAAAAGAUAAUUCUAGACAAUUCGCCGAAAUAUUCCUUUGGUGUUAAAACGCAAGUCGAGAAGAUCAGCUGUACACCCGCACCGAGCAAUUAUCGCGCCGAAAUCGUGAAUCUGUAUAGAGCAGCAGCAUUUUUCGGCUUAAAAGCUGUGUUGGGAAGAUCGAGCGAUACUGCACCCGCUCCAGGUACUUAUCAUCCCGAAAAAACGAGGCUAGACAGCGCACCGCAGUUCACGUUUGGACUUAGAACGCUGCUUGAUAAGCCGAUCGACACACCAGCGCCCGGAACGUACAGCCCAGAGAAGGUGAAUUUGGAGAAGGGUCCACAGUAUAGUUUAUCCGGCAAAAGCCGAAUUGAAAAGUGCGAUAGUACACCAGCACCAGGUGCAUAUUGUCCCGAAAAAGUAAAAUUGGACCCAUCACCGCAAUACAGUUUUGGAUUAAGACCUGCUGUGGAAAAACCGAACGAUACACCAGCGCCUGGUACAUAUAGUCCGGAAAAGGUGAACUUGAAUAAAGGACCCCAAUACAGCUUGAGUGGCAAGGGACCAACGGAGAAAGUCAUUGAUACACCAGCGCCAGGAACGUAUUGUCCUGAAAAAGUUAAAUUGGACACCACGCCGCAAUAUAGUUUCGGACUUAGACCUCCUUUGGAAAAAACCAGUGAUACACCAGCGCCUGGGACAUAUAGUCCAGAAAAAGUAAAUUUAUACAAAGGGCCGCAAUAUAGUUUGACUGGUAAAGGGCCCGCUGAGAAACCCGCGGAUACACCAGCUCCCGGUACAUACAGUCCUGAGAAAACAAACAUGUCUAAGUCGCUGCAAUAUAGUUUUGGCGUUAAAACUGAAGUCUGCGAAAAGAAUACUAUACCAGGCCCUGGCGAAUACAGUCCAGAGAAGGCAAUACUUUUGUUAGAGAAAGCAUUGCAAUUUACUUUCGGCUUCAAACCGGCCUUGAAUAGACCAAGCGAUAUUCCAGCACCCAAUGUCUAUAACAUUCCCUCCGCUCUCGGCGGAACUAAAGAAGGUAACAAGAAAGCGGCACCCGCGUAUUCGAUAUCCGGUAGGCAAAAAGUCUUUACGGAUGAUCGUGUUCUCGUACCCGGACCGGGUGCGUACGAGAGCAUUAAACCGGAUGCAAUCAGAGCUAAGAGUCCAGCAUAUAGUAUGAGCGCACGUUUUCCGCAGCCCGACGAUCAUUCGCAAAUUCCAGGACCUGGAGCGCACUGUCCGGAAAAGGUGCUUCUCGACAUUGCCCCUGCGCAUACAUUUGGCAUCAGGCAUUCACAAUAUAUUUGUAAUUUGAAGGACACAGUUUAUUAAUUAUCAUUAUAUUCAUCAUAUUAAUGACAACUAGUAAUAUAUUUGUCAACUAAGACGUAUAUUCUUUUCCAUUAUUUAAUGAUCAACAAAUUUUAGAAACAAUCAAGUUUUAUUUUUUUUCUUUUCGUUUCUUUGUUUUAUUAAUUACUAUUAAUUCUGUAGAAAAACAUCGGCAGAAUAAAUAAAAAUAUAUUAUGCUUUAUAGCUAAAACUAUUAUACAAAA